GCAGGCUGUGCAAAUACCUGUCCCCGGCAAACACCACUUUCGUGCAAAACAGUCACUGGAAUAACUUCCCAAGUACUUAAAAGCUUUCAUGGAAGCACAGAGACAACCCAUGAUGACAACUGGACUAAAACGUUUGAAGGUGGGGUUAAUAUGGUCUGUGUUGGUUCUGCUCCUUGUUCUUGGGUACGUUACAGUGAUUAACCCCUUCCAGCUGACGCAAUUGGAGUACCAACAUAUGCAAAGACCCAACUCGGGGUUACUGAAGACGACAGACUCAGCCCUGACUGAAACGCGCAUGCGUCGACUUAAAAAGCACCAACUCUCUCAAGCAUAUCUUGCUCGUGUCAAAUUAUAUAACAUUACAGAAAUGUAUCUGGAAAAUGCCUCUAACAACAAAACUCUAUGGCGGGAGAUUGAUGUCAUGAAACAGGCAACCUCCAAAUGUGAUCCAGAAUUUACUAACCCAUGCUGGUGGGAAGAGCAAGUUCCUGAAAACACCUGUCCUUAUGCUAAGAGAGCAUCAAAGAAGUCAUUAAAAUGGAUGGAGCUGAGAAGGGGGAAGACCCUGCGCUGCCUCCCCUACUUCUUCAUCAUAGGACAGGCCAAAUGUGGCACCACGACACUUUUCAAUAGAAUAGUACAACACCCUGACGUCGCACCCCAUGCCGUGAAAGAGACUCAGUGGAUCGGUCGUAUCCGACUACGUCCGUCCUGCUCAUCCAUAGACACGUAUCUGAAUUGUCUACAGACGGGUGCCUCAUUUAUCCAGAGUAAACACAGGCAAGGCGAAGUCAAUCCAUAUGUGAUAGCUGAUGCCACACCGGGAUAUUUCUCUCUCAACGACUUUUGGGACAUGUUGCCAGGCAACGAAGGAUGCACGGAGCCAUGUGUGACAAAUGCUGACGUCACUCACCAUCUGAACCCUCGUGCUAAACUCCUCCUGAUCCUCAGGAACCCAACGACCAGACUCUACUCCUUAUACUUUCAUAAGGGCCGCAUAUUAAGAAGGAAGUCUCUGUCCAAACACGAUUUCCACGACAUGGUUGUCACGGAGAUUGCCAAAUUCCAAAAUUGUCUGACAUCUCAGUCACUCCGAGGGUGCUGCUACAACUAUUCUUUAACGAAUUCUCUCACAGAAGCGCUGGAUAUCCGUCGAGGCAUCUACCACGUGUUCUUGUCCGAUUGGAUGAAACUGUUUCGGAGAGACCAAAUACAUGUGAUUAAGUUUGAAGAUCAUGUGAUCGAUGAAAAAAGGCAUCUGGCUGAAAUCUUCAAAUUUCUUAACUUGAGAAAAUUGUCUGACGAAAGGCUGGAACACAUUGCGAAUGGGAAGAUAUUAAACACAAGAGGGCAUGCAUACGGGAACGAGGAUAUGAUGGACACUACACGUGAACUUAUCGACGAAUUUUAUAAACCAUAUAAUAAGAAACUUUCAAUAUUUAUGGAGGACGAAAAAUGGAAUUGGUAAAAUAUUCACCCGAACUGAUGAUACCGACAUAUUUAUUAACGUUAAUGUUACGGAAUAACCUGUAUAAUGCAUGUAAAUUAAACUGAAACUGUAUUUCUCUAUUACUCUAUUACUCUCACGAACAACUCAAGAAACAAUUGUAAGUGACUGAAACACCUUCUUAUAAAAGGAACAGCAUCAAAACUGAA
Messenger RNA from Haliotis rubra (blacklip abalone), 1656 nucleotides. RefSeq names its product carbohydrate sulfotransferase 15-like. The record is from RefSeq and is a predicted model, not a curated record. The transcript has 8 exons. Gene Ontology annotation, molecular function: N-acetylgalactosamine 4-sulfate 6-O-sulfotransferase activity. NCBI's taxonomy places the organism in Eukaryota, Metazoa, Mollusca, Gastropoda, Lepetellida, Haliotidae. The coding region runs from base 89 to 1468 and encodes 459 amino acids. Gene Ontology annotation, biological process: hexose biosynthetic process.